Molecule: messenger RNA, 1356 nt
Organism: Gastrolobium bilobum
Lineage: Eukaryota; Viridiplantae; Streptophyta; Magnoliopsida; Fabales; Fabaceae
Product: calcium uniporter protein 5, mitochondrial-like
Exons: 2
Coding region: 296-1309 (337 amino acids)
Biological process (GO): calcium import into the mitochondrion; mitochondrial calcium ion homeostasis
Cellular component (GO): mitochondrial inner membrane; uniplex complex
Molecular function (GO): uniporter activity; calcium channel activity
Source: RefSeq, a predicted model, not a curated record
UUUUGCUGCGCAUGGUUUGGGUUUGGUUUCCCAAAUUUGGUUUUUGCUUUACUCUUUUUCCUUAUCCGCUGUCUUUGCCUUUAUUUCCUCGUUUCCUCUUUUAUUUUUUAGCAAUAAUAAAUGUACACGUUUUCCUUUUUUUUAUUUUAAAGUUGUUAACUUUGUGCAUCAGUCUCCAUGAUUCGUAGUUCUUGAAGAUACAAGAGGAGAAAGGAAAAGAUGGGUUGUGUUUAUUUUGGCUGAUUUUUGUGUUUUUGCGCAUAAAGUUUUGGUAAUUUUUUGGUGGGUUUUCAAAAUGUGGAGUAGAUGGUGGUGUGCUGGUGGCGGUGUUGGAUCAUUGGGGCAAAGGGUAUCUGCUACUUUUAAUGGAAUCCAUGGUAAUGGGGGAAAGCUUCAUCCUUUUGAUCCCAUUUUGUUGGGCUUGAGGGAUUUUGCUGUGGAAUGCGGUGGAAGGAGAGGAGGGGUGGCAUGUUUAUCAGUUACUGUGCUGAACCAGAUCAAGAGGGGUGUGUCUUCCUCAACUUUUGUUUCAACGCCUGCUGGUGGCAACUCUAAUUCAUCUGGGAAUGGCGGCGUCACCAAUGGUAAUGGAAAAGAAGAAGAAUCCAUCUCCUUCUCUGAAGCUAAGAAGCUUAUGAGAUUGGUGAAUGUGGAAUCCCUCAAGAAGAAGCUUGGUAUGGAUGGGAAGGAAGUCAUUCCCUACUGUGAGCUUCUUGAAGCGUGUGAGAGCAUGGGUGUUGCCAGGAAUCCUGAGGAGGCUACAGCAUUUGCCAAGGUUCUGGAUGAGGCUGGUGUUAUUCUCCUCUUCCGGGACAAGGUCUAUCUGCAUCCUGAUAAGGUGGUGGAUCUGGUUAGAAGAGCUGUUCCAUUGGCACUGACUGCUGAGAAUGAUCCAGUGAGAGAGGAGUUAAGGAUGCUGAUGGAGAAGAAGGAAGAAAUUGAUGUGUUGGCGCAUAAGCAGGUGAGGCGCAUCCUGUGGUCUGGACUGGGGUUUGGUGUAGUUACUGUUGGGUUAUUCUUCAGGCUAACAUUCUGGGAAUUCUCAUGGGAUGUUAUGGAACCAAUUGCAUUUUUUACAACAUCUACUGGCUUAGUCAUUGGCUAUGCCUACUUUUUAUUCACUUCCAGAGACCCUACUUACCAAGACUUCCUCAAGAGGCUCUUUCUUUCAAGGCAGAGGAAGCUUCACAAGAGGUAUAACUUUGAUGUUGAUAGGUUCAAGGAGCUUCAGUGCAAGUGCAAAUCUCCUUUAGAUGCCAAAACCAUUUUAAAAAAUCGCAUAGGGGUCGAUCUUGAUCUUGACGAUUAACAUUUUUUCAGCUGCUUUAUUUAUAUAUAUAUAUAUUUUUUUUACAU